CGGGGGUCUGGGCUUGGCGGUCCCCACGGGACUCGGGGACAGGGCACGAGCAUGGGGAGGCUGGGCCACGCCAGGCUGGGCUCCUGGGGCCGCUUCUGGGCCACCCUCACCUUGGUGGGCCUGGCCACGCGAGCGGCCCACCGCGCGGGCGUCGGCGGGGAGGCCGCGGGCGCGUCCAUCAACCACUCGCAGCUGCAGCUGCAGCGCCUGCAGGAGCUGCUGCGCCAGGGCAACGCCAGCGACGUGGUGCUGCGGGUGCAGGCGGCGGGCACGGACGAGGUGCGCGUCUUCCACGCCCACCGCCUGCUGCUGGGGCUGCAGAGCGAGCGCUUCCGGGAGCUUCUGCACAACCAGAGCGACGUGGUGCUGCAGGAGGCCAGGGACGGCGCCGCCGUCUUCGACAAGUUCAUCAGGUACCUGUACUGCGGGGAGCUGACGGUGCUGCUGGCGCAGGCCGUUCCCCUGCACCGGCUGGCCACCAAGUACCGCGUGGCCUCGCUGCAGCGGGGCGUGGCCGACUACAUGCGCGCGCACCUGGCGGGCGGCGCGGGCCCGGCGGUGGGCUGGUACCACUACGCCGUGAGCACUGGCGACGAGGCCCUGCGCGACAGCUGCCUGCAGUUCCUGGCCUGGAACCUGUCGGCCGUGGCGGGGAGCGCCGAGUGGGGCGCCGUGAGCCCCGAGCUGCUGGCGCAGCUGCUGCCGCGCUCCGACCUGGUGCUGCAGGACGAGCUGGAGCUGUUCCAGGCGCUGGAGGCGUGGCUGGGGCGCGCGCGGCCGCCCGCUGCCGUGGCCGAGCGCGCGCUGCGCGCCAUCCGCUACCCCAUGAUCCCGCCCGCGCAGCUGUUCCAGCUGCAGGCGCGCUCGGCCGCGUUGGCGCGCCACGGCCCGGCCGUGGCCGACCUCCUGCUGCAGGCCUACCAGUUCCACGCCGCGUCGCCGCUGCACUACGCCAAGUUCUUCGACGUCAACGGCAGCGCCUUCCUGCCCCGCAACUACCUCGCGCCGGCCUGGGGCGCCCCGUGGAUCAUCCACAACCCGGCCCGCGACGACCGCAGCACCAGCUUCCAGACGCAGCUGGGGCCCAGCGGCCACGACUCGGGCCGCCGCGUCACCUGGAACGUGCUCUUCUCGCCGCGCUGGCUGCCCGUCAGCCUGCGGCCCGUCUACUCGGACGCCGCGGGCACCGCGCUGCCCGCCGCGCGCCCCGAGGACGGCCGGCCCCGGCUCGUGGUCACGCCGGCCAGCAGCGGGGGCGACGCGGCGGGCGUGAGCUUCCAGAAGACCGUGCUGGUCGGGGCGCGCCAGCACGGCCGCCUGCUGGUCCGCCACGCCUACAGCUUCCACCAGAGCAGCGAGGAGGCCGGGGACUUCCUGGCGCACGCGGACCUGCAGCGGCGCAACUCCGAGUACCUGGUGGAGAACGCGCUCCACCUGCACCUCAUCGUCAAGCCCGUCUACCACACCCUCAUCGGGACCCCCAAGUAGCCAGGCGGGGCUCUGGGGUGGGAAUUAAAGAGCUGUUGGCCGGGACAGGGCGGGGGAGGGUACACGGUUGGGGCGUGGGCAGUGGAGGACCGCGCGGUGGCCGGACGCCGGUUUGCGGCCCAGCCGGAGGCGCGCAGGCAGCCUGGUAGACCAGAUGUCUGAUUUGGCCUGCCUCCUAGACCACCGUUCUUGGCUGAAUAAACCGAUGCUUAAGGGAAGCAGCACGAGGGCGGCCGAAGCUCCUGGUCUGGGGUCUGGAGGGUUCCAUACAUUUAGGGGUCCCCCUCUGCCCCGCCCCCAGGCACCCUUUCUCCUAAGAGCGGGUCAGAGUUGUGAGUCCAGUUGGUCAAUCUGGGAAGGAUGAUUCAAGUA
Sorex araneus (European shrew) is the source of this 1860-nucleotide messenger RNA. RefSeq names its product BTB domain containing 17 (gene BTBD17). Gene Ontology annotation, molecular function: protein binding. The record is from RefSeq and is a predicted model, not a curated record. The coding region runs from base 52 to 1488 and encodes 478 amino acids. Lineage: Eukaryota; Metazoa; Chordata; Mammalia; Eulipotyphla; Soricidae. The transcript has 3 exons.